Mizuhopecten yessoensis (Yesso scallop) is the source of this 628-nucleotide messenger RNA. RefSeq lists its product as uncharacterized. The transcript is spliced from 5 exons. The record is from RefSeq and is a predicted model, not a curated record. NCBI's taxonomy places the organism in Eukaryota, Metazoa, Mollusca, Bivalvia, Pectinida, Pectinidae. The coding region runs from base 19 to 612 and encodes 197 amino acids.
AUUUGUAAGACGACGAAGAUGACGGCUGUCCAACUAUUCACAUUGAUCAUCAUUGGGAUGGUUUCCCCCUUGUUGGCUACAGAUGUAGAUUUAGGCUUUCGAUAUCGUUUAACGCCAUGUCCAACCUUUUCGACGGGUAAUGCCUUAAACGAAACCGAGUUUUUGGGCACUUGGAACGAGAUAAAGAGGACUAGUUUCCUCUUUGAGGAUAACACAAAAUGUGUGACAACCAAAUACUUUGAACGAGGAAGCGGGGGUUUCUUUUUGGCAUAUGGAAGAAUAAUAUUUUGGCCCAUCUCGUUUGAGAAGACGACAAGGAUACGGCUGAGGCCUAGGAUGGAUGAAUCUUACGAAUCCGAAAUAAAAGUACAAAAUACAUGGAUAUCGCUGGGAAACAUCAGAGUCCUAUAUACAGACUACACCGACAUUGCAGUCACCUAUUCGUGCAGAGACCUGUUUUAUGGAACAGCAGUUGAACAAGCAUGGAUAGUCUCCCGAACAACUGCGGCAUUGACAUCAAACCAAGAGGCCACAGUUACUACCGCACUAACACCCACAGGACUCCUCUUGAGUGAGUUCCAAGCGGUUGACAACACCAACUGCGGACGAUAACUUUAUCGUGUCAAAA